UGCGAGCGCGGGGUUUGAUGGGAAGGAGGUGGCCGGGCCCAAAGCUCCGUCAGCGGCGGCUGCUGCCUGCUUCGGAAGCAGGCUGCCUGGUGGCCGCCGGAGCCGGCAGAGGUGGACGCCAGCGCCUGGCUCUGCCCGCUGCUUGAAGCUGUGAAUUCCUUUGGACAAUUGAUGAUAUUUAUCACUGUGCCCAGUUUCUACAAAUAAAAGAUGGGUGGAUUAUUUUCUCGAUGGAGGACAAAACCUUCGACAGUGGAAGUUCUGGAAAAUAUAGAAAAGGAAAUUCAAGUAUUGGAAGAAUUUAGGGAAAAAAAUCAGAGAUUACAAAAAUUAUGGGUUGGAAGAUUAAUUCUCUACUCUUCAGUUCUUUAUCUGUUUACAUGUUUAAUUGUAUACUUGUGGUAUCUUCCUGAUGAACUUACGGCGAGACUUGCCAUGACACUCCCAUUUUUUGCUUUCCCACUGAUCAUCUGGACAAUUAGAACAGUGCUUAUUUUCUUCUUUUCCAAGAGAACAGAAAGAAAUAACGAAGCAUUGGAUGAUUUAAAAUCUCAGAAGAAAAAAAUACUUGAGGAGGUCAUGGAAAAAGAAACUUAUAAAACGGCUAAAUUGAUUCUUGAAAGAUUUGAUCCAGACUCAAAGAAAGCAAAGGAGUUUGAGCCGCCAUCUGCUGGAGCAGCUGUAACUGCAAGACCUGGACAAGAGAUUCGUCAGCGAACUGCAGCUCAAAGAAACCUCUCUCCAACACCAGCAAGCUCUAGCCCAGGCCCUGCUCCACAAGUUCCAGUAUCUCCUGGAACACCGAAGGACACUUCAGCCCCUGGUGGGCCCCCAGAGAGAGCUGUUGCUCCAGCCCUAACAUCAAAUGUGUUAUCAAGACGUCUUGGGUCCCCUGCUACUUCAGUGUCUGGAAUGGGUCUUCACCCUCCAGGUCCACCUUUAGCAAGACCCAUUCUCCCCCGAGAACGAGGUGCUCUGGAUAGAAUUGUUGAAUAUUUAGUUGGUGAUGGUCCCCAGAACAGGUAUGCCCUUAUAUGUCAGCAGUGUUUUUCUCAUAAUGGCAUGGCUUUGAAAGAAGAAUUUGAAUAUAUUGCUUUUCGAUGUGCCUACUGUUUUUUCUUGAAUCCUGCAAGAAAAACCAGACCCCAGGCUCCAAGGCUUCCAGAGUUUAGUUUUGAGAAGAGGCAGGUGGUGGAAGACUCGAGUUCGGCUGGCUCCUUGCCCUCCGGAAACGUGAUUUCAUCAGAGAACAGUGAAGAAUCUUUAGAACAAGAUGUUCUUGAUAACAAUACAGAGCAGAUAGAUGACAAAAUAGCAGAUACAGAGCAGACAAACCAAGUGAUUGAAAAAGCAUCUGGCCCUAAGGAACCAGAGGAGAAACAAGAGGAGACCGAGCGUGAGGAAACCCCAGUGACUGAAGCCAAAUCAGCAGUUCCCAAGGGUGAUUCUGCUCCUCAUCCUGAACUAAGUGGGGAACCUGUGAUGACAAUGUAGUAAAUUCUUCCAUGUGCCUUCAACUGGAUAUUUGUAGUCCUAUUGGUGUCAGUUAAUGCUUUUUAGGUGGUGCUUUCUUUUUUUUCCCCCUCUAAGGAUAUGCUUGAUACCAUGUGAAUUCAGACUGCCUAGCUAUUUCAGUAUGUCAAAGUUAUAUCUACUGGCUAUUAAAAUUAAAAGCAAGUGAUAUCGGUAAAGUAGGAUCUUUUUGUAUGUAUAAAGACCCACACUGUUUAGCUUUUAGAUGUUUUUUUCCCAUUCUGAAAGUAAACAAACAUGAUAGCCUUCUUAUUUUCUAUAUGUGUGACCUGUAAAUAAUAUAUAUUUUGACAUAGGAAGAACUUUGGUUAGGAGUAAGUUCUAAUAGUGUUUGUUUUAAGGAAUGAAACUCAAUUAAGAUUUUUAGUACUUAUUAAAAAUGGAUAGAAUUUAAUUUUUAAUAUACUUGCUAGGGGAAAAAUGUCUGCUUAGCCAUUUACAUUAAGCAGUAUAAAAGUUGUGACUGUAACUAUACAGGCAUUGGUACAACUUCUCAGUCAGAAUGCAAUUGGACAGCCAGGUGCAGUGUUUCUUUUUGCUGUCUCUAUUUUGAAGCUGGGCCAAAGGCACAAGAUGUCAUAAUUAGAAUAUGUUUACAUAUUAAAACAUAGGAAAUAUCUCUGCACUUGACUGUGCUUGAAUUCUGAGCAUUAUUUAUUUGUAAAAUAAUGAUGAUAUUAUAAGUGAAUUUUGUGCUCUUGUGUGUAUUUUGUUAAGGAAAAUAAAGUGAUCUGGCCA
Molecule: messenger RNA, 2271 nt
Organism: Manis pentadactyla (Chinese pangolin)
Lineage: Eukaryota; Metazoa; Chordata; Mammalia; Pholidota; Manidae
Gene: LNPK
Product: lunapark, ER junction formation factor
Exons: 13
Coding region: 211-1494 (427 amino acids)
Biological process (GO): endoplasmic reticulum tubular network organization
Cellular component (GO): endoplasmic reticulum tubular network
Source: RefSeq, a predicted model, not a curated record